AUGAAGCUGCUGUGCUUUUGUUUAUUAUCAGUCAUUCCAUCAUUAACUCUAUGUGGUCAGUACAAUUAUAAUUACAACGAUAAUUAUCAGACUAGACCAAAUAACGCUUACAAAUCGAAUCAGUAUAAUAACGUCAAUAAUUACAACAGUGAUAAUAAUAAUAAUUACAAUUAUAAUAAUAAUAAGAAUUAUAACUAUAAUGAUUAUUACGCUAAUCAAAAGCCAAGACAAGAAAAAUUAACACGAAGAUAUACAAUUGAAGGUGAAGCAAGGCAUACGCAUAAUAAACACGGAGAGAAUCAUUUAAAAGCGUUUGGCGCAAUGUUUGGUUUCGGUGAAACUUAUCAAACCUCUGAUUAUACACAAGCAACAACAUUUCAUAGUGGAAGUAUAUACGGGAAAAAUGGUAAAAAGCGUAAAUUUUCCACCUAUGAUACAGAAGGUGAAGUGAAACAUAAUCAAAAGUCGAAAGGAAGAGCCAAAUUGAAAAUGUAUGCUAAUCUCUAUGGUCAUGAAAGAGUUGAAGAUAAGAAAGAUGUUAAAGCUAUAGUAACUUAUGAAAAUGAUGGCAGUCCUAGUGAAGAUGAUGUAGCGAAUUAUUCGCCUACAGAACAUCCAUAUGGUAAAUUAGAAGAUUAUCAAACACCAAGUUAUACUUCAGACAAUACAAAGCUAAAAUAUUGA
Molecule: messenger RNA, 684 nt
Organism: Trichobilharzia regenti
Lineage: Eukaryota; Metazoa; Platyhelminthes; Trematoda; Strigeidida; Schistosomatidae
Source: the annotation of a GenBank genome assembly